AUGGUGCAAAAGAAGAAUACUCAAGUAUCAAUCAAGAUAUUCAAUAGAAAGCAAUCAGCUAUUAUUAAUAAACGUGAAGUAUUUUGCAAAUGUGGACAAAAGGUUAUUCUUGAUAACGACUAUGAUGAAAAAAGGCUUAACGAAUAUUCUAGAAACUCAAGAUUAAAAGAAGACUUAGAAGAUUCAUCACCACCACCACCACCACCACCACCACCGCUAUCAUUUUCAAAUAAACCAUAUCCUGGACUUCAUUCUGAACAAAUUCUUAAUAAAAAAGAAAUAACUGAUUUUAAUCAGCAAAUGAUUGUUGAAUCAGAAUAUCAUAUUAAACAAUUAAAUGAAUUUCUUGAUACUGAGGAUUCAUCUGUAAGAUUUUGGAUGGAACUUGCUAAUAAAGCCGUUCAAGGUGCAUUUGACCAAAAACCAGUAUUUAAAGGACUUUGCUAUAUUAUGUUACAAGCUGCAGAACGUAAAGAACAAGGAAAAGGCUUACGAAAUCUCAAAUAUUCAACUGAAUUUUUAAAUUUUCUUAUAGUAUUGGAAAGUAUUAGUUUAAAAGCAUUGAAUUUGUUCUGUUGUAAACGGUCAAAUAUUAAGCGUAAACAAAUAAUAUACCAAAUGGACAAAUGUGAACUUCAAGUACUAAAUACGAACGAACUAAUCUUAAAUCAGCGUAAAUGGAUAAAUGAUUAG
Messenger RNA from Rhizophagus irregularis DAOM 181602=DAOM 197198, 693 nucleotides. The record is from RefSeq and is a predicted model, not a curated record. NCBI's taxonomy places the organism in Eukaryota, Fungi, Glomeromycota, Glomeromycetes, Glomerales, Glomeraceae.